AUGAGUGAUUUGAUUACUGAGCAUUGUACUACACUUGAAACAUGGAAACAAAAUAGUGAAUAUUAUAAACAAGAUGAUGAUAUUUUAAAUGAUUUGGAUACUGAAUUACUUCGUCUGAAGUCAUCAAAUAUUGUCAUUUUUCGUCAGGAAUUAAAUAAGGUAGUUACAUUAUUAUGUACUAACGUUAUUUAUCUCAAUGAAACAAUACUAACAUUUCUUCGUGAUUAUUUUAUUGAAUUAUUUCAACAAUGGCGUGAAUUAACUUAUUUUAAUGAUUCAAAUGAUUCUAAUAUAUUCGAAAAUUUAUCAAUAAUAUUUACAAAUCUGUGUUACUCUAAUCAAUUAGAGAAAACAUCUUUAAUUGAAGAGUUUUGUGAAUGUCUAAAUACAAUUGCUCGUAUGGGACAACCUAUGUUUACAAAUUCACAUAUUCCUGUUAUAAAUCGGCUACUUAAUAGUUAUCUCAAUAUUGAAAGUCAUAAUAAAAGUCAACUUAUCGAAAAUUCAUUAUUUAGAGUUGUUAUAAUAAAAUGUCUUUGUGUUUCUUAUACAGUUGAAAUCUUUAAUCAAUUGAAAAGAUCAGCAAAAUCUGAAGAACGUUCUCUACCUGAAACAUUUGUCUUCUCAGUAUUAUUACAUUACGUUUCAUGUUUGAGUACAAACCAACUUGAACAAAAUGCACCUGAUUUACGUAAACAUUUACUUCCAUCAAUAUAUGAUUUACUUAAUGAUUAUGCAGUAUCACUUACAGAUUGGUCUAAUUCAGCUAUUAAUAUCCUUACAGAUGUAACUACUACAUUUCUUUAUCGCGUAGACAUGACUAUGCCGCACGAUGAAGAUUUUGAAGUACAAGUUUCUAUAAUCAACGUUGCUAUUCAAAUCGUAUUAGGACAAUGUCGAUCAGCAAAACUUCAUCAAAAUUGUAUUCAGUAUGUUUACACAGGAACAUUGUCGGAUAACGUAUUGGAUUAUUUAAAAAGUCAAAAAUUAACACAAACAAUGUUGAAAUUAUGUACUAUGUAUAAAGAUGAAGCAGAAAUUCAAUUUAAUAUCUAUCGAAUAUUAGCAGCAAUAAUGACAGAAGAUGAUAUUAAACGACUUGAUGAUCCAGGAGCUAUAGCUAAAGUAUUUCUUGAUCAUUUAAGAGAAGUAAUGAAUUGGGUAGGAUGGGAAGUACGAUUGAAAAACUUAUUAUCGAGUUUAAAAAUCUUAUUACAGCAUGAUCAAAUUCGUGAUGAAGUAUAUAAACAAGAUGGCAUACAACUUUUUAUUAAAUGUGCAACUAAGACUAAAUUUGAGGCACUUGUUCAACAGCGAGCACUUGAAAACCUGUUAAUAAUGUCAUUUGAUAAAAAUGUUUCUGAAAGUUUAUUAUGGAUAUUAACCAAAGAUGAAACAACAGAAGUCUCACAAACGAAUCAAUCUUCAGAAACAACAUAUGAUAUUAUGAUUAGUUAUUCACAUAAAGAUAAAGAUCUAUGUUUUCAACUUUAUGAUCGUUUACAAAAAGAUAAUUUUCGUGUAUGGUUAGAUCGUGAACAAAUGCAUGGAACACCUUUAGAAGCGAUGUCUAAUGCAAUUGAAAACUCUGAAUUUGUAUUUAUUUGUAUGUCUGAUGGAUAUAAACAAAGUGGAUAUUGUAAAAUGGAAGCAUAUUAUGCAUUAGAACGACAACGUUGUAUAAUUCCAUUAGUUAUGAAAUCCCAAUAUCGGCCUGAUGGAUGGCUUGGCAUUGUUGUUACAGGUAGAAUGCGUAUUGAUUUUCCGAAAUAUGGUUUUGAUGAUGCUUACGAUAAAUUAAUGAUUGAAAUUGAUCGAAAUCGUAAAGAAAAAAAGAUAGACAUGAAUCAAAAUUCUGCACGUCAUCAUGAAAUGCCGUCUGUUAGUAAACCAUCACAUAAUACACAGAUUAUAGAAGAUAAAAAAGUAUUAAAAGCGACUUAUCAAGCAAAAAGUGACCAUUGUUUACCUUCAAAUAUUGAACAAUGGACAGUUGAUGAUGUUCAACAAUUUUUUGUUAAACAGCAACUUGAAAAUUUUUUACCUAUCUGUUCACAAAUGAAAGGUACACGUCUUCUUGCAUUAUACAAAAUGUGUAUGACAAAUUCACCAACAAUGUUACAAUCUCUUAAUAAUGAAUUGACUACGAUGGAAAAGCAUGGGGAAAGAAAUGUUAUAGGAAUUGCAGAAUAUUUACAAUUUUUAGAAGAUAUUAAACCUUUCGUGCCCAUUUCAAACGAAAAAUCUGAUGUAACUGUGCCUCGAUCAUCUUUAUGUACACUUUUGUAA
Molecule: messenger RNA, 2289 nt
Organism: Adineta steineri
Lineage: Eukaryota; Metazoa; Rotifera; Eurotatoria; Adinetida; Adinetidae
Source: the annotation of a GenBank genome assembly